Messenger RNA from Caenorhabditis elegans, 530 nucleotides. RefSeq names its product Transcription elongation factor SPT4 (gene spt-4). Gene Ontology annotation, biological process: transcription elongation-coupled chromatin remodeling; regulation of DNA-templated transcription. The transcript is spliced from 2 exons. Gene Ontology annotation, molecular function: zinc ion binding. The coding region runs from base 15 to 377 and encodes 120 amino acids. Lineage: Eukaryota; Metazoa; Nematoda; Chromadorea; Rhabditida; Rhabditidae. The record is from RefSeq and is marked reviewed. Gene Ontology annotation, cellular component: nucleus.
AGAACUUCAGCACAAUGUCAGCCUCGGUACCGGCGGAUCUCCGAAACCUACGUGCCUGCCUACUCUGCUCACUGGUAAAAUCGGUGGAAAGCUUCCAGAAAGAGGGCUGCGAGAAUUGUGAAGACGUGCUUCACCUGAAAGGCGACGAGGAGAAGGUCUAUGAUUGUACCAGUGCAAACUACGAUGGAAUGAUCGCGGCGAUGAGCAACAACGAGUCGUGGGUGUGCAAAUGGCAGAAAAUGCAGCGAAAAGUGAAGGGAAUGUACGCGAUCAGUGUGUCUGGAGUACUGCCGAACAAUAUUGUCAGCGAGCUCAAGAGCCUCGGCGUCCGCUAUAAGCCCAAUCAGAGAGACUACUCGACGCAAUUCAAGAAAUAAUUUAAUUAUUCACCCUUUUUUUCCACUAAAAUUGGUCGAUUUUGAAGAUUUUUCAGACCCAAACCUAACUUAUUUUCUGUGUUUUUUUUUAACUUUUUAUAUCCAUUUUUGAAUCAUUUUUUUCUCGAUCUUCCAAUAAAUCACACUUACGGG